Molecule: messenger RNA, 165 nt
Organism: Ambispora leptoticha
Lineage: Eukaryota; Fungi; Glomeromycota; Glomeromycetes; Archaeosporales; Ambisporaceae
Source: the annotation of a GenBank genome assembly
GUACAGAAAAGUUGGCCAACAACUCCAAACAACAAGAGGGAAAUAAUACACAAGAACACAACUUUCAAGACAAAGAUACAAACAGCAAAACAAACUGGGCAGAUAAAAGCGAAACUGCUGAAAAGAACAAACUUGAAGAAGAAAGCUUUGAAGCUUCUUGCUUAA